GAGAAAUACAAGCAACAAGAAGGAAAGAGAAAGAGAGAGAGAAAGAGAGAGAAAUUCGCUGCCAGUCAUGCAGGGAGCAUGACCGUCGGCUUGAAUUCAAAACCCCAGCAUCGCCGACUAGUAGGAACGUUGAGUCAGUCUUAGUCAGUUGCUCUCCGAUGCUCGUGGAGGAAUGUUGUGUACAACAACCUUCUCUCCCGGAAUAACACGCGCGCUAAAAGCAAAUUCAAACAAAAUCUAUUUUAUUAUUUAACAAAUUCUUUCAAGGAUUUAAAAAUAUUUUCAGUGUUGUUCGCAAACAAACAAAAAUUAGUGUUAUUUCAAAAAAGGAUAUCAGUGAUGAUUGUGUCGGUUUGUGCUAUUUAAAUCAGUGUUAAAAUUCAGUGUUUAACUCUAAAUGGCACCAAGUGUUUAGGAAACAAUUGUGCAGAAACCGAAGUGGUUUAGUGACAAUGUAUGCGUGACAAAACUUUUUUUUUUAAUUUGGAAAAAAUUAAUUCCAAGUAUUCUAUUCACGGUGAUGAUCAAAAAGUUUUGCAAAAAUGAAUCUUGGACGAAUAGUGAUGUUGAUAUUGAGUGUGGGAAUGGUUGCCGGUCGCAGUAUCAGCAGUUUGGAAGCGCCAAGAGGUUGCAGUUGGCAAAAAGAGGGAAAAGAAAGAACCCUCGUUUGUCGUUUAAGGACCAUUGCUAAUGCACCUGCACUUGUUGGAAAUCUUUCAUCGGCACAAUCCGAUUCCAUUAUGUCAUUGCAAUUAGAAUGCAACGAGGCAUUGUUCUUUGAAAGUCAAAUGAAUGAUGAACCGCGCGGCUUUCUGGCUCCACUUUCACGGCUUGAGAAACUUCGUAUGGAACAUUGUAAAAUCCGCUAUCUACCUGGUGGUGCAUUUGCAUCAAGUCACAAAUUACGAAUUCUUGAAAUUCGCACGCAUAAUAGUGAAUGGUCAGCGACAUCACUUGACAUUCAUCGUGAUGCAUUGCAGGGUCUAUUAGAUCUUGAAAGAUUAGAUCUAGCUGAAAAUAAUAUAUGGACAUUGCCAACUGAAUUGUUUUGUCCCACGCGAAACCUCGCCAGUUUAAAUCUCACGAGCAACAAGUUACAGGAUAUACCAUCGCUUGGCUUCUCCGAUUGGGAAUCAUCGUGUCCAUUACGUUUGAAAACAUUGGAUUUAAGUAGAAAUGACAUUAGUGCCUUGCCCGAUAAUUGUCUAAAUAGUCUUCGUAAUUUAACUGUACUUAAAUUGCAAAAUAAUAAAAUUGCCGCCGUUGGCGAUAAUGCACUAAGUGGAUUGAUUAAUCUCAAAUCACUCAAUAUGUCAAGUAACAAUUUAGUUGCAUUGCCACCGGAUCUAUUUUCAUGGACAAAGGAUUUAAGAGAAAUUAUAUUGAGCAAUAAUUCACUCACUGUAUUGGCCCCGGGUCUAUUGGAAAAUUUAGAGCAACUACAAUCACUUGAUUUGAGUAAUAAUAAAUUGACAAGUCAUUGGGUAAAUCGUGACACUUUCUCUCGUCUUAUGCAUUUAGUUUUUCUUGAUUUAUCCUAUAAUGCAUUGACAAAGAUUGAUGUUCAUGUUUUUAAAGGAUUACGCAAUAUACAAGUGCUUAAACUCGAGCAUAAUGUGAUUGAAACACUUGGCAGUAAGUGUUUUUCAUCACUUGUAAAUUUACGUUCACUAACAUUGUCGCACAAUAAAAUAUUCACAUUUGAUGCAUCACAUUCAGUUGGAUUGUCAAGUCUUGAACAAUUGUUCCUUGAUGACAAUAGAAUACGUGGAAUUGAGGGACAUGCGUUUAAAAAUUUAAGCAAACUUCAAGACUUGUCGUUGAGCGGAAAUGCCCUGUCGGAUGUGCCGGAAGCAGUGCGAGAAUUACAGUCGUUGAAGACCCUUGAUCUCGGUAACAACCGCGUGUCUCGGAUCGAUAACGAGUCGUUUGUUGGAUUAAACGAGCUUUAUGGAUUACGUUUAGUGGAUAAUAAAUUAGAGAACAUUUCGCGUAAUGCAUUCGCGUCAUUACCAUCCCUUCAGGUAUUAAAUCUUGCGAGUAAUAUGAUUCGUCAUGUGGAACCGGAUGCAUUUGCCAAAAAUACGGUUAUGCGCGCUAUAAGAUUGGACAGUAAUCAACUUACGGAAAUUCGCGGUGUAUUCGCUGGACUGUCAUCUUUAGUAUGGUUAAAUAUAUCGGACAAUAAAUUACUUUGGUUUGAUUAUACUGAUGUGCCACCGAGUUUAACAUGGUUGGAUAUGCAUGCCAAUCAGAUAAAUAAACUCGGCAAUUAUUAUGCCCGUCAGGAUAAUCUUCAAAUAAAGAUGUUGGACGCGAGUUAUAAUUUUAUCACCGAAAUAUCAGACAUUAAUAUACCAAAUAGCAUUGAAACAUUGUUUUUGAAUAAUAAUAAAAUUAAUAAAAUUGCAGACGGUACAUUUUUGGAUAAAACAAAUCUUGAUAAAGUUGUGCUCUAUGGUAAUGAGAUUCAACAUUUGGAGGUAGCUGCACUUGAAUUACAACUUGUGCCAGGAAAUCGUCAAGUGCCAUCAUUUUAUAUUGGCAAUAAUCCAAUUUUAUGUGAUUGUACCAUGGAAUGGUUACCGCGUAUAAAUGAAUUGGCAAGAUUACGGCAACAUCCACGCGUUAUGGAUCUUGAUUCGAUUACUUGUGAAAUGGUACACGCUCGCGCAUCACCACGACGACCACUCUUGUCACUCAAGUCUAAAGAUUUUGUUUGUCGAUAUGAGGCCCAUUGCUUUGAAUUGUGUCAUUGUUGUGAUUUUGAUGCUUGUGAUUGUGAAAUGACAUGUCCGGAUAAUUGUUCAUGUUAUCAUGAUCACAGUUGGUCAAGUAAUGUUGUCGAUUGUUCAAAUGCCGGUUAUCGAUUUGUGCCCGAUCGUAUUCCAAUGGACGCGACUGAGAUUUAUCUCGAUGGAAAUGAAUUGGGUGAUUUGGGUAAUCAUGUGUUUAUUGGUAAACGUCAUCUUGAGGUGCUUUAUUUAAAUAAUAGUGGAAUAUCAUCGAUUCAUAAUAAGACAUUUAAUGGUGUUGAAUCGCUCAAGGUUCUUCAUCUUGAGAGUAAUGGAUUGCGUGAGCUUAAGGGCAGUGAAUUUAAUCAACUUGAACGUAUGUCUGAACUUUACUUGGAUCACAAUGCCAUUGCAAUGGUGGACAAUGCGACAUUUAACAAUAUGAAGAAUCUCGAAUUGCUCAAGUUGGACAACAAUAGAAUUGUGGACUUUCGACCAUGGGAUGCUUUAACCGAUGCUGGACAUGGAGCCGCGGUAUCACUUGAGGGUAACACUUGGAGUUGUGAUUGUGGUAAUGCUGCACGAUUGCGUAGAUGGUUGGCGUUACAUCAGGGCGAUCCGGAGAAAAUGUAUUGUAAAGACGGUACGGAAACUCUUGCUGAGGCUUUGAGACGUUGCGGUGAUCCAUCCACGGAGGCUGUGACACAUGGCAUUCAAGAAGGUCCAUUAGUUGGAGGGAAUUUUGUACCUCUACUUGCUGGUGCUCUAGUCAUGGUAAUUGCUGUUUGUCUCUUUGUUGCAUUGGCAUUUGCUUUUCGUCAGGAUGUUCGACUUUGGGCACAUGCACGUUAUGGCCUGAGGCUUGGCAAGGUUGCCACACCACCUGAGGAGGAACGUGAUCGACUUUACGAUGGUUAUUUUAUCUACAGCGAGAGGGAUGAGGAUUUUGUUUCACGUUAUUUGGCUGCUGAACUCGAGCAAUCGGGUCUUGCUCUUUGCUUACAUUGGCGUGAUUUACCACCGUCGAGAACGCAGGAGACAUUACCGUCAGCAGCGGCCGCUGCACGACGUAUAAUCAUUGCAUUUUCGCCAGUAUUUCUCACGAAGGAAUGGCAGAAUAUUGAAUUCCGCACGGCUCUUCACACAGCCUUGGAGAAUAUUCGACCUGCUUCGAGACGAAGACGAAUUAUCAUUCUCCUGGCAACGGAGGCACCACUUCGUGAUCCUGAAUUACAACUUCUUUUGCAAACGUGUACAGUGAUUGUUUGGGGUGAGAAGAGGUUUUGGGAGAAAUUGCGUUACGCAAUGCCUGAUUCAGCUGACAAAAGGCGAGAAACAAAAAGUGCAACGUCUGAAAGAAAUCGCAUUCCGGCUAGAUAUACGGCAGCUCCACUUGCCGCUGAUGCAUGGACAAAACCAGUCAACAAUCUUUUGGUACCAAUUCAUGCGCCAACACCAACACCUACACAGUCAACGUAUAUGAGUUCUGCAUCCAGUAGAACUGAGGACGAGGACAGCGGUGCUGAACAUCAACAUCACAUCAACAGUGAUUACAGUGCAUUGCAUGGUAGCAAUGUUCAACGUCCUCCCAGCCUCUCGUCAAGGGGCAGUCAUCUUUACAGCACCAUUCCUGAACUUCCGGUACUCACGUCGCCCUCAUUUGGUAAUUCAUCGAUCCCAAUGAAUCCUCGUACUUAUUUUGUUUAAUUUAAUAGGAAUUUUUUUUUAUUGCAUAAUUAAAGCAUAAAUUUUGAUUUCUUUAAAAAAAUUGUUCGAGGCCAAAAAGAAAUCACGAGAAUUUGUAAAAAUAAUUUCUUUUUUGUAAGUUGUUUCUCUUAUGGUUAAAUUUUAUUUUCUCUCUCGAGACAAUAAAUGUUGGGCCGUUGUUAUGUUCCUUUGUCAUUAUUUUUCGAGAAUUUUUGGUUGUUUCACUCAAACGUAAAUGCACACUUGACUGAAUGAAUUAAUGUUCGCUCAGAGGCUUUACAGUUUUGUACAAUGCAUUAUUGUUUCACCGCUACCGCGCGCGCAGAACCGAGAACAAAAUGAGAAUGUAAUUUUCUCAUUAAUUUUCUUUCUCGAAAGUGGAAUUGCUUUUCAACAAGAUCUCCCUUCUACGAAAGAUAUAUAUACAUGUAUAUCUUGAAAGCUUGAGUAAAUUUUAGACUAUAGAUGAUAUUGAAUCUUUUGUUUAUAAUUCUCUUUUGUGAAGACAAGAUCUUAUCGAAAAGGAAUUUUAGCCGGUUCUCUAUUUACAUGAAAUGCUAAAAAAGCUUUUGUAACAAUUUCAACUAAAAAAAAACGAGUAAAAAUCAUUUUCGGGUUAUUUUAAAUGUAAUUGUUACAUUAAAAUGUAAUUAUAACAUUUAAACUAAUCUUCAAGGUGCAAAAUACUUGAAAAAAAUCUCGUAUUUCAGAAACAAUCGCUAAAGAUAUGAUUUUCGUAGAAUUAAAUUAAUGAACUGAAAACGAUCUUUAGCAUAUGAUUAAUGUCCAAUAAGCAAACAAUGUGUUAAAAUUAGCAUAAAUUUUCGUGUUUUUUUUUUCGUCGUAUUGUAAAUAAUGGUGAGUCAAAAUUAAUUCAUCUAAAAUCGCACACACGACACAAAAAUAUAUAUGUGUGUAUAUAUUUAACCGGUUUUGCGGUUUUUAUUCAAAGAAUUAAUUUCGACACCUAUAAAUUCUUUUUUCCUCAUAUUUAAAAUGCCUGAAUCGCAUAAAUUUAAUCAAUUUAAUCGACAUCAAGUUACGAGAAAUGAUUACCAAAUUUAUAGCGUAUAGAACGUUAUGUGAGUGCUUUAUUGUAUUAAAAAAUAAUUUCUAUUUUUAACUGAGAAAUUUUUCUGUCAGGAAUGGUUGUAACUGUGAUAAAAAAAAAAAGAGAAAAAGGACGAGACUAUUCAAGAUUAGAGUAAAAUGUUCGAAAAAUAAAAAAGUCUGUGUGUGUGUGAGUGUGUGAAUGAUAGACUUGCUUCACAAAAUUAUCGUAUAGUCAAAUAUAGUGCCAUUUUUUGUCUCUUUUUACGAAAUCAAUAAUUUCCAUUUUUGUCGGAGAGAAAUUUUUUUUGAAGACAAAAGGGAAAUUAUUGAAGAAAUGCAAUGUUAGCGUCUGAUAAAAAAAAAAAUUGGCCCAAAUAAUAUAUUUGUUUCGUUAUCAUAAUUUUUUUUUAUGGAUCUAGUUCAAGGUAAAAUAAUUGUUUAAUUUUAUGUAAAUAUUUGGUUAAUAUUUUUUAUUUAAAUUACGUUUUCAAAGUAUUUUUCCAAAAAAAAAAUUUUUUUUCACAACAGCAAAUUCUUUACUGAUUGGAAUAAUAAAAAUAGAUAAGAAAGGUAUAUAUUACAUGGGCCAUGUGAAUUUUAAUUUUGUGUGAGAAAAUAAUUUUAAAUUAUAUAUAGUAAAAAAAAUGUUUGUAUUUAUUCGACAAAAAAAAAAAAGAUUUUGUAUUUAUUGAAAAUUUUUUUUGUGAUGCACAACGAGAAAAUCAUAAUGACUUUUUUUUCCAAAUUGAUGAAAAUUUUAUUUUCUCUCGAUUUCAGUUGAUUUUCAACAAGAUCGUAAAUUUUUCUCAAUGUGCAUUAGUAUCCAGUUGUAAAGCAAGAUCUGGGUUAACCUUUACGGGUGAAUGAUCAAGUUUUGUAGUACUAUAGUUCGAUAACAGGAGUGAGUGAGUGAGAGAGAGAGAGAGGCAUUAACGUCGACAGUCAUAGAAACUGUAAUAUUGUGAGCGUGAUUUCAAAGGUUGAUAAUGUGUCAUUCGGCUGGUUCGAAAUGCAACAUUAUUCCUAACGGGAUUUAAUAAACGUGGUUUAUGGAUUCCACACUGUACUUGACUAUAUAUAUAUAUAUGUAUAUUAUAUAUAGUCUUGAAAAACUUGUGCAAGUGAAAUGAAUAUAGCGACAAAGUUAAAUGUCAAUUUGUAAAUAAAAAAAAAAAAAUUGUAUUGAAAAAAACCCCCGACAAAAUUUUCCAAUUCUUUUUUUUCGAGAAUAUUUAAAAAAAGCAAUAUGGACAGCGAAAACAGAAAUCGAGAAAAUGAAAAAUAUAAUUGUAAAUAUUUUUUAAUUUGACAAUACUGUAUAUAUUUAAAUUUCGAAUUCUUUUCAAUUGUAUAAUUUGAAUUCUCAAUGACUUAAAUUUCUCGAAUUAACUGAAAUAAUAUUGUACAUUUUUUUUUUAGUAGUGGCGUUUUAAAUAUCGAGAUUGAGGUCAAAUCGUGUGAGAUCUCGUUCCUAAGACUUUCGCGAUUAUCAUAUUGAUAGUCGCUCGACGCUUAUUAGAAUAUAAGAAAAAAAAAAAUUCGUUGUAAAUAAUGUAAUUUUGUAAAUAAUAUAAAUCUCAGCGCAAAAAAAAAUAAA
This is a messenger RNA of Leptopilina boulardi, 7092 nucleotides long. RefSeq names its product toll-like receptor Tollo. Bases 543 to 4442 code for a protein of 1299 amino acids. The record is from RefSeq and is a predicted model, not a curated record. The transcript has a single exon. Gene Ontology annotation, molecular function: protein binding. Lineage: Eukaryota; Metazoa; Arthropoda; Insecta; Hymenoptera; Figitidae. Gene Ontology annotation, biological process: signal transduction.